UGCACACACAGCAAGAAAGCAAACACGCUUCAGUCGAUGGGAAGCGCAUAACUUUUUUGGCCAACUCUUUUAGCUCCUACACCAGGAUGUGGGUCCAGGCCCAUGGAGCCUUGGAGGACCUCCUGGUGGAUGAGUUCCCUCCCACUGCCCCUCGGCCGCUGAAGGACCGGCUGCAGGUCUUCCAGGGCCUGGCCACCUUCUACCUGAAGUACCUGCAGAUCUUCCGCGGCCUGGAGGCAGUCUACGACCAGAUAGUUCACCCCCAGAAGAGGCGCAUGGUCAGGCACGUGUUGGACGGCGUGAUGGGUAGACUCCUGGAGCUCAAGAACGAGAUGGUGGAGCUGGAGUUCUCAGAGUUCCACUACUUUGAUGAUGUGCUGCAGGACCUCAAGCUGACACCUGAGGACCUGGAGGUGCCCAUCCCUCAGUAUUUUGUGAGAGAGAAGAUGCGUGUGCUGCGGGACAGAGAGAAGAUGCUGGCGCAUGUCAUGGCUAAAGGGGGACACAUUGAACAGGUUGAGCAGGAGGUGUCGGUUCAGACCAUGUGUCUGGAGGAAGCUGUUCGGGUCCUUCAGGUUUGUGAGCGGGCACGGCAGGGACGGCUCAGGCACCGCUUCAUGAAGGAGAUACGGCAGGCUGAGGAAGAGGGGAGCCAGGCCCAGAGCCAAACUCCCAGCAGCACCAUGGACCCCGACCAGGCUGCCACACGCAUUCAGAAGGUUUGGCGGGGCUACAGUCAGAGGAAGAGGACCAGGAGAGAACGGCUGGAGGAGAUGAUAUUCCUGGGAAUGGUCCCUCCAGAGCAGCAGCAGCAGAGGCCCAGCGUGGCCCAGCUGAAGGCACAGCAGGUGGAGGCGACUCGCAGGAUGGUCCAGGAGGAGAAUGAGGCUGAGUACCAGAGGGCCCUGGUCAGCAUCAAGGAGUCUGUGUGUGCCGUGGACGGCCCUGACCUACGGGAAACCCUGCAGGAGCAGAUCAGACAGUGGUUUAUUGAGUGCCGAGACGCCACUGGAAAGUUUCCUGACUUCCCCAAUGCCGAGAAUGGGGGAUCAACAGCCAUAUUUGCACAGAAGACACCUGACCAGGUCGCUGCAGAAUUAGCAGCGAAAGAGGAAGAGAAGAAGAGGAAAGGCAAAUUAAAUAAAGACCAGAAGGGUGGGAAGGACCGCAAGGAUCAGAAGAAAGACAAGAAGGGGAAGAACAAACGGAAGAAAGGAGGAAAAGAAGAAGGAAAGGAGGAGGAGAAGGGCUGGAAAAUGCCCCCGAGCAACUUCCUCCCUACUGUUCUGGAGGGAAACAAAAUGUACAAAGAUGUGUGGCAGGGGCGUGAUGAGACACAGAACUUCCUGCAGCGGUUUGAUGCCCAGCUGGUGCGUGAGGAGAAGAGGUUGGAGGUGGAGGAGGAGGUCAGAGUUCAGGUCGAUGAGCUGAUGAGACAGGAACUGAAGAAUCUCAAGCUGGCUGUGGACCGAGAGAAAGGGAAGAAGAAGAAGAAUACGAAGAAGAAGGGAAAGAAAGGUGGCAAGAAGGGCAGUAAGAAGAAGAAGAAGAAAGAGAAGGAUCUGACUGCCGACAGAACCCUAGAGUCUCUGUAUGAAGAGCUGGUGCUGGAAGGCAUUUUGAUUAGACCCAUGAACAUCAAGCUCUCUGAGUACAUUGGUGAGUUCAGCUACCUGGGUACGACCCUGCGCCAGGCAGACAUUGAGCCCAUGCCCUCUCUGUCAGACGUCAGACAGCUCAUUGCCCUUUAUGGGAUCCUGCCUCUGGGUUCCCAGUCUGUCCAUCAGAAGGCUCCCCUGAUGAAGACUCUGCUGCUGGCUGGUCCUGGGGGCGUAGGGAAGAGGAUGCUGGUCCAUGCUCUGUGCACUGAGACCGGGGCCAACCUCUUCAACCUGUCCCCCAGAAACCUGGCUGGGAAGUACCCUGGCAGGAGCUGCCUCCAGUACCUACUGCACAUGGUCUUCAAGGUGGCUCGCCAGCUGCAGCCCUCUGUAAUAUGGAUCGGAGAUGCAGAGAAAACCUUUUAUAAGAAAGUCCCAAAGCCGGAGAAAGAGAUGGAGCCUAAGCGUCUGAAGAAGGACCUAGUAAAGGUGUUGAAGUCCAUAAAGCCUGAGGAUCGUGUUCUGGUCGUAGGGACGUCCCGGAGGCCCUUUGACGCAGACCUCAAGCCCUUCUGUAAAGUCUAUAGGAAGAUCAUCCUCAUCCCCAGACCUGACUACGCCUCCAGACUGGUGCUGUGGAGGGAGCUGCUGCGUGGCGGUGGUGCUCACCUCCCCCCCAGCCUGGACCUGAGCUCCCUGGCCAAGGUGACAGAUGGCUACACCCAGGGCCACAUCCUGCAGGCUGUGAGGCUGGUUCUGACCCCUCGCAGGCUGGCCCAGCAGACUACCAGAUCACUGACCGCUGCAGAGUUCAUACCUCCACUGGCCAGACAGGACCCUGUCUACAAGGAGGAGGAGGAGGCAUUUAAGAUGUGGUACAGCAAGACACCGUUGGGUAAGAAGAGGGCACGGGCGGCCAAGGCCAUCGAGGAGGAGGGAGAGUUGGGCAAGGACAAAGACAAGCGGGGCAGUGGGAAGAAGAGAGGGAAAGAAGGGAAAAGCAAGAAGAAGAAAAAUAAGUAAACGCCAAAGACAAAAGAUAGACGUGGUCAACAUUGGGGAGGUAUACAGAUAGGGACUUUCAGGGGAAGUGAAUUACAUUACUAGUUCUUAGAUAUGAUGGGCGUUACAUUUAGUGCCAGUCUAUGAAUGUAAAUAUCAUGUCAACAGUAUAACGGUAACAGUCGAUCAUGGGUGAUCUGAAAAGUCAUAGUCAAUCGAUCAAUAAUAUAAUAAUACUUUUAGCAAAAAUGUUU
Molecule: messenger RNA, 2857 nt
Organism: Coregonus clupeaformis (lake whitefish)
Lineage: Eukaryota; Metazoa; Chordata; Actinopteri; Salmoniformes; Salmonidae
Gene: drc11
Product: IQ motif containing with AAA domain 1
Exons: 19
Coding region: 87-2624 (845 amino acids)
Molecular function (GO): protein binding; ATP hydrolysis activity; ATP binding
Source: RefSeq, a predicted model, not a curated record